Molecule: messenger RNA, 6837 nt
Organism: Ceratitis capitata (Mediterranean fruit fly)
Lineage: Eukaryota; Metazoa; Arthropoda; Insecta; Diptera; Tephritidae
Product: collagen alpha chain CG42342
Exons: 19
Coding region: 2649-5738 (1029 amino acids)
Source: RefSeq, a predicted model, not a curated record
ACUAACGCUGUUGUUAAUGUUAAAUCGUUAACAGACAAUGUUACCCUUUAAAAUUAAAGUAUGCUGUAAACACCAUAACAGGCAGCACUUUUAAAAUUAGCGUUAACAAUAAGUUUGUGCAGUUUCAAGAUUAAAAAUUUCAUUUCGUUUUGAUAACAUUGACCCUAACCUAAACAAAUGUAGUUCUUUAAUUCAUUUAUAAAUAAAUUUUGUAUAUGAAAGAUUUGUCCAAAAUAUGAAAUCACUAAAAACAUGCUCAGGCGAACGAGUGUAUGCUGUAACCAACCACUUGCAUGCAGCUAAACACAAUUCAGCACUACAUGAUGCCCAACAGUUGAUGCUCCCACAUUGUUGGCUUCACUAACUCGCUCUCAUGCUCACUAAACGAGCGGCCAUCGGAAACGCACGAAUUGAACCGCCACUGACAGUUUCGAUGGCAAAGGCCAGGCAAAAAGCAACAUUGGCAUUUAGUUGAAAAAUUAAAGUGGCGUUGAACGGAUGUUAUAGUGACGGUUACGGACACGACGCAGGAAGGUCUAUGAUAUUCGAAUAAAGUGCAGCAGACGCUUUAGCUGUAGUAAAUAAAGAAAAUCAAAGUGAUGAAAUAUACAUAUGCAUGUAUGUGUGCUUGAAAAACAUUCACUAAAAAAAUUAUAAUUAUUAAUAAUAUUUAAGUGUUUAUACACGAGUGCAGUGAGUGAGCUACAUAUGUGAGUAAAGGCAAAUCUUGAAUCCUUGAAUAAAGUGCUUGUGAAAGAAAGUAAGAAAAAUUACGUGUCGCGAUAAAUUUAAAAAAAAUUUAAGUUAAAAAAAUUAAAGUGAAUAAAGUGAAUAAAGUGCAUAAAAGGAGGCAAUAACGUGCCAACAACAAAACAACAAUAACAAAGAAAACGUAGUGAAAACAAAAGCACAAAAGCAUAAAAAAGCAUCAAACGUCCUACGCAGGGUGGAUUAAAAAUCAAAUAAAAUACAACCGAAACGGAAAAGGCGAAACAGAAAUAAAAAAAUAAACAACUGAAUUGUCAAGUAAGAACAACGAAUGACAACUUGGCAAUUUUUGCUAUAAGGACAAGCAACGUGGAACGUGAAAAAGAGGAAAUAAAAUUUAAUGUGUGACACUACUAAAGUUGCCACAACCAAGUUGAAACAAGUACACUAAGACACAACAACUGUAAUAAAGUGGAAAGGCAAAAAGAACGGAAAACUUGCUAGACAGCGUGUGCCCAAAAGUGGUAGCGGCGAGUGUGUGGCGCUUUGUUAAAAUGUUCGAGACGACAAUUGCCAGUUGUUGCAAGUAGCGCAGCAGACUGUCAAAAACUUGUCAAACCAGCACACAACACCAAGUGGCAACGCUACGCUAUAUAGCCGCCGCUGUUAAGGAAGUGGAAGUGGAUCGACAGCAUUACGAGUGAAACACAAGAUUGUAGCAGGCGAAAACGAAGAAGCAACAACAGAACACAGUGCAAACUUGUUUUUGUGUAAAAAGGAAUAUAUGUACAUAUAUACAUAUAAAUGUAUAUAAACUACAUAUUUAUAUGUAAAAAUUGCUUUAUUUCCUUUCUCAAGCAACGUCCCUUUAUUUGUCUUUUGGGCGACAUGAAGAGCAAGCGCAACUAAUAAAUCCAACAAAAGAAGUAGUACAAGCCUUUUUCAAACAAAUACAGUAUCAAAUAAAAAAAAACUUCAAAAAAAAAAACGGUAUAAAAAAGAUGAUACAUUAAACCGGCAGUGAAUACGGAAAAAGGAGCAUCAACCUGACCCGAGGCUACUUUCGAAGCCAACUUGAGCAGCAGCAUAAAAAGCGCAACAAAGCCAUUACAGAGCUUGAGCGGUUGUGUAUAUCCCAAAAAAAAAAAAACCAAAAAAAAAAACCAAAAAAAAAAAAAAUAAAACAAAGAGGUGGGUUGAUGUGAGAACCGUUAGCUGUUAGAUACAAGUUUUGCGUGUGUUUCGAAAAGGGACGACAGUCCAAGAAGAAACUGAGCGCGUUUGAUUAAACACAAUGCCGUUCUAUGCGUAAAAUGACUAUGACGUUGCAGAUAAAGUGAACAUAGCAAGAAACAGUUACAUAAGCACAACAACAAAAUCUAAAAAAUUAGGAAAAUACAUAAAGUGCAACCAAGAGCAACCUGACUCACCAGAAUAGUUAUUCAUAUCAAAAAAAGGCAACCUUGACAUCCUCCCCCCCACACACACACACACUAUACUCUACAGGCACAAAUAACUGAGCACACAUUACACACAUACAUAUACUCGUAUAUUGUACUCCUACCGGCAGGACAACGGUAUUUUGUGCCAACAACGAAACGUCAGCGCAAUGCGUUGCACAGCAGGAUAGCUUGGCAAGGUUGGAAUGUAAUAUACUGCUCUUAACGGUGUACACGAAAUGUACGGAUGAUUUAAUAGCGUAGAAGAAGAAACAGAAAAAAAAGAAAAAAAAUACAAAAAAAAAUAAAUAAAUAAAUGAAAAAUCAAAACAUUACCUCAAAAAUAACAAAAACGAGCACAGAGUGCAGCAAAUAGUCGCUGUAGAGUAGUAAUUGCACGUCCGUCACAGCCAGCAUACGGCAAGUCGUCAGCAACUGUUAUUGCAACAUAGCGCACUCGUGCCCAAGCGUGAGUGUGACUGACGCAAGUAGUAGCAAAUAAUGCCCCAAGACAAGACACCGCAACAAGGACAAGCAAUCAGCGCAACGACGACUACGGCUCCAGCGAGCAUUGAACAAAGCCAAACGCGCGAAACAACAACAGAAUUGUCGUGCACAGCAAUGCCGCAGCAACAUCAACAACAGCAGCAGCUGCAACAGCAAGUGCCCGCAACGCAAGCAAGCAGAGUAAGAGCAACAACAAUUGGCACAACAGCGGCAAGCACGUUGUUAGCGGACGCCAACACGAACACCAACACCACCACCACCACCACCACAACAGAAACAGAAACUGAAAGUACAACGUACAGUGCGGCCAAUGUUGACAUGAGACGUCCAAACAGUAUAUACCAGCACGAAAUGUCCUUGAACGCCAAAGCAACAUCGUUAGAGGAUGAUCAUAAUAAUAAGAGCAGUAGCUGCAGCGGCAGCGCAUUGUUAACAACAAUAGACCGAGCGACGCAUCAAUUACAUGGUCAACAAACAACAGUACAGCUGCCAAGUGCAGCAUAUGCGCCAAAAACAAGUGCAGCAACAUCGACGCAGCAAUCAGGGGCAGCGUUUGCUGGUCGCCUGCCGUCAGUUGAUAACGAAAAUCAUAAUAAGUGCAAGAACAAAGGCAGCAGCUCAGGGCUGUUGAGACAACAGCAACAGAAACCACAACAAAAACAGCGGCUACAACAAACACAACAAGCACGCACCAUUGCUGCCGUCCCCACCAAAUCAACGCUGGGCACUGCAGAGAAAGCAAAUCACAAAUCCGCAUUUUUCCCAUCACUCUGGACCAGCCCCGAUAAUCGCGGCGCCAAUACAGUAUUUCAUAUAUUCAAUGUAAUAUUUUUUAUGCUCUGCCUCAUUGCUUGCGGCUUAGCGUUCUACAGCAUCGAUCGGCAUUCGCGCAAUGAAGUACGUUUGCGAAAACUCUUGCAACUGGACGAACGAAUAAAUGCGCUGGAGUUGAGAUUGCAAUUAUGUGAGCAGCGGCAGCAGCCGCUAAGUGGUGUAGCUGAUAGUGUUGAGCUGCUGGGCAGUAGUAAUUUGCAUAAUCGCGACGAGCAGCAGCUACAGCAACAGCAAGUGACGGAACCGAAACCAAACUUGUCCCUGGAUGUGACACAAACAUUGCACAAAUUGUCGCGUCAGGUGAGCGAUUUGCAUCGCUUACGUCGUGAUGUUUCCCACUUGCAAUUGUCGCGUCGUCAACAACAGCGUCGUCAGACAAGUUUGGCGACGGUGACCACGGUGGAUGGAUUACUCUUGCAGACACCGCAGCAGCAGCAGCAGCAGCAGACGCAUUCAGGUGAAUGUGGUUGUACGGCAGGGCCACCUGGACCACCAGGCCCACCGGGCAAACGGGGGAAACGCGGCAAAAAAGGUGAUACUGGCGAAAAGGGUGAUUCGGGCGUCAACGGCUUGAACGGCGAGAAGGGUGCCCCAGGCAGACCGGGUGACAAAGGCCAGAAGGGUGAUGUUGGCCAUCCAGGCAUUGACGUUUUCCAAACUGUGAAGGGUUUGAAGCGUUCGGUCACCACCUUACAUGGCGGCACUUUAGGUUAUGCUGAAAUUGUUGCUGUUAAGGGUUUACAAGAAGCCGGUGUGAAUGUAUCAGCCGCCACUGUCAUACAAUUGAAGGGUGAACCUGGCGAACCAGGCCCACCUGGACCACCCGGACCACCUGGUGAGCCCGGCUCACCUGGUUUGAAUGGCGGACGUGGUCCUCCCGGUGAAACUGGCCCAGCGGGACCAGCUGGACCACCCGGAGAACCUGGACCGAUUGGACCACCUGGCGUGGCGGGUACGCUAGGACCUAAGGGCGACAAAGGUGACCGCGGCGAUCGUGGUCUCACCACGACAAUUAAAGGUGACGAGUUUCCCACCGGCAUCAUUGAGGGGCCCCCAGGUCCACCAGGACCACCUGGUCCGCCGGGCUCGCCUGGUGAACGCGGCGAAGUGGGACCAGCAGGACCGGCGGGUCCACCAGGCGAGAAAGGACCACGCGGAAAACGUGGCAAGCGGAUUUUCGGUCCUGGCGGCGCUAAAGAUGAAGAUUACGAUGACCCACCGGUACAAUUAUUGCGCGGACCACCAGGCCCACCGGGCAUGCCGGGCAAAGAUGGUCGUGACGGACGUGAUGGCUCUAAGGGUGAUGCGGGUGAGCCUGGCGAACCUGGUUCAUUGGGGCCACGUGGCUUGGACGGUCUGCCUGGCGAGCCUGGCAUUGAAGGACCACCUGGUCUGCCCGGUUAUCAGGGCCCACCUGGUGAGAAGGGAGAUCGUGGCGAUAUUGGGCCGCCCGGUCUGAUGGGUCCACCCGGCCUGCCUGGUCCACCAGGUUAUCCCGGUGUAAAAGGCGACAAAGGGGAUCGUGGCGAUUCAAAGUAUAGAAAAAUGCGUCGGCGACAAGAUGAAGGCAUGUCGGAUCAGCCACACAUGCCAACAAUUGAAUAUCUUUAUGGCCCACCUGGACCACCGGGCCCUAUGGGUCCUCCCGGUCAGCCGGGUAAGCAUGGCGAACGUGGCUUGGAUGGUCUCAAAGGAGAUUCGGGUGAGAAAGGACAAAAAGGCGACCAAGGGCCAAUGGGUUUACCGGGUCCAAUGGGCAUGCGUGGCGAUUCUGGACCAGUUGGUCCCUCAGGCAAGGCCGGUUUGCCGGGUCCACCAGGUCUGGAUGGCAUGAAGGGUGCACAAGGUGAGACGGGACACAAAGGUGAACGCGGUGAUCCUGGACUACCGGGCACUGACGGCAUACCUGGCCAGGAAGGACCACGAGGCGAGAAGGGUUCACGUGGUGACGCUGGACCACCAGGCAAGCGCGGACGUAAAGGUGAUCGCGGCGACAAGGGUGAACAGGGUGUACCCGGGUUGGAUGCACCCUGUCCGCUGGGCUCAGAUGGCUUGCCACUACCGGGUUGUGGCUGGCGACCACCAAAGGAGCCAGUCAUCUCUACACCCGUGCACAAAGACUAUCUGCCCGAUGUGACAGCCCAUGAGAGCAAUACUAGCGACUAUGAGGCGGAGGAGGAAGAAGAUGAGCAAAACGAGGCCGAAGAAGAAUACGAUGAAUACGCAGAGAAUUUGCACAAUAAUGAUUAAGGAAUGGAAAGAGGGCAAAGAAGCGUUCACGACAUUUACCUCGUCAAAGAAAACUGGCAGCAGUGGCUUAAAGAAGAAUUAAAUGCGAUACAAAGGCCUGCUCGAAAUUAAACAUAUGUACAUGGAAACAUGCUUAUAUACAUAUAAAAGCGUGAACUAAUUAACUUUAUAUUAUUUUUGCAAGCAAACUCGAACUCAAUAAAUUAUGGUCAACAAACAGACGCGCAGCUCAAAGCAAGUCUGCAAAUCUCCUUUUACUACCUACCUUGCAACUAUACGCGAAAUGUUAGUUGUAACACCAUUAGCUCUAACAAGUAUUUAUGUAUAUCGAAGUCAACGAAAUACGAUUAAUAUUAUUUACGAAUAGUUAUUUGUAAUUUUAAAAUAGUGCUUAGUCUUAUAAAUAAAACAAAACUAGGAGUAAUUAAUUAUCAAAAGUCUAAGCCCAUAAUUUUGAUUUAUUAACUUAUGAACCAAAUCACUCCAAAAACGGUCGCUAUUUAAACAUGUAUAUAGAUUUAUAUCUUCAAUAAAUACUACUAUCCAUAACAGCUAAAUGCAAUAAAAAACAUGGCAAUAAUCCAAAAUGGAUUAAUUUCGAUUAUCAUUUGCCAAUGCCAAUGUUAAAAAUCCAUACUUGAAGUUUUUUUUUAACGAAAUGAGAAUCAGUACUAACUACUUACAUAAUAAACAUAUUUAUAAUCGUAUACAUCUACAUAUUUUACAUCAUAAACGAUUUGCAUAAAUUAAGGUAUAAAUAUUAAAACUACAUACAUAUAAGUUAAAUUAUGUUUAUCUUAUGCACGUAUAUAUAUUUAGUUGUUCAUUCUUAGUUUUAAAUUACUUGGACAAUACUUUUGCAAAUGUAACUAAUAUAUUUAAUAAAAUUGUAUUUAACAACAAAAAAAUGAAUCUCUAACUACACGUGUAUUUUGAUUUCACAAUUGAAUAGUGCCAAACAAGCUCUGGUCAAAUGUCGGGAGAUCGGCGGAAGUUCUUGCCAAAUAAAUUUUCUCAGUUUUAUAUUAGUUAACUGCUGCCCAAUUCAAUUUAUUAAUUCAAAUUAAAAAUGUAGUUUCCUAAGUCUGUUUGAAACCAU